GAACAACAGAAGCUGUUGAAAUUAAAGGAGCAAAGUGAUAACACUAUAAAGAAGCUCAAUUCUGAGAUUCAGGUAAAUGAGACUUAUUUUUUUUAUCUUAUUGACUAGAAGUGAUCGUCCACUUUAUUUUGGUUUUUAAAAGUUUUACCUUUGGGUUGAAUUGUGCCACUGAAUGAUGCAAAAAAUCUUCAAAAGAGCAUGUUUUGCUUCAACUGUUACUUUGAAGGUUUAUUUUUUUUCUUUUUUCAGGGAAUGAAAUCCAUUCGCGUUAAGCUUAUGCGUCAAAUGAAAGAAGAGUCUGAACGCUUCAGAGCACUGAAGGAGCAGAAAGAGAAGGAGAUUUAUCAGUUGAAAGAACAAGUUAGCUGCAAUUUGAUAAGAUCUUGCAAUGUAAAUUCCUUAGUUUCGGGCGCUUGCACCCAGGAUUGCAGGUUUCUUAGUACUUAACUGAGACCUAGUGACAAAAACUUGGUAACCCAACAGCUUUGCAAUGGCUUACAAUCAAACCGAUCCAAAUACACAACCCCUUCAAGGGCGCAUGUCAGGGUUCCCAGAGAUGAAAAGUUAGCAUGAGUAUUUAUAAAUAUAGGGAGCUUAAGCAACGGCGACGGCAUCGAGAACGGCAAAAAAGCAAUAGGUUUAGAUUGACAAAACAACAACUUUGCACAUGCUCACGCCUUUUUGUACAUUUCUCAGCCGUCAUUGCAUGACUACGACGUGAAAGUGCCUAAUUUCACGUUUUGUCAAGGACGAGAACACAACUUUCUUUCCUUUUCUUGAACUUGGAUAGAUUCCUUUAGAAUUAAACUCCACUAGAAAAUUUGCCAACAUUUGACGAAUUAAACGAGAUGGAAUAAGUUUGAGGCAGCGCGAAUUCACUUUUUAAGUGACUUUUUUGUAGCCGUCGCCGUAGUUGUUGCUUAAACUCCGGUUUCUCGACCCUGCGGGUUUCAGUUUAGCCUUGAAAUGAGGUAGGGGCCCGGGCUCCUCCCUUAAAUCCGCCACUUCUUUCAUCAUGGUGCGUGGCACAUUGGCUUUCAAACUGGUAAUCUUAAUGACGACUGUUUGAUCCAGAAAAUAGGCCCGUUACUUGUUCCCCUUUUCAACGUUUUAGUGCAAUUGCGGCUACAAGUGGCUUGCCUUGGAUAGCCCUUAAAGGUGCGCAUAGAAGGAAGAAAAGGCUCAUAAGAUAGCAUUCCUGGUAGUUUAAACGCCCCUUUUUGGUGUCAUAAACUUAUAUUUGUCAACAAUUUUUAGGGCCGCAAAAGGCAGUUCGAGUAUAAGAAGUUGGAGUCCAUACACGUGAAGCAACAGGCAGUUCUCAAAAGGAAAACUGAAGAGGUAUGCAUACAUGCUAAUCGUUUUGGUUCAGUUUUUAUCCACAAACGUCUGGUCGACUUGUGCGUAGUGGUUAGUACCUCGUUUCAGUGAAACUCAUCGCUUAUCUAAAAAAAAUCCGCGUUUUGUUCAGUUACAACGUACAACCCUGCUGUUGCCUCACCCACAGAACAACUUUACGAGCAAAUGACAUCUAAUCCAGCCUUUAAAAAGAGAAAUAUACAAAACGCCAACGCUUAUCUCUUGGAGCGAAACUCUUUAGCCACGUAUCACACUCUACCGAGCUUGUACUUAUGUGUUUGGCUUGUUAACACUUUGACUUCAACAGCAGAUUGGUUCUCGGAUAAUCUACAUUUGAGCUCCAGCCGAUAUUUGCGAACAAUGUGAAAGGAAUUUAACCACUCGUUUAAGCAGACGUUAGUGGGGCAGGAACGCGUGACGAACCCCUGAGAACGUCUGCGUGGGAGGCUAGGAUUCGGUUGGCUCCGUCGGCGCUCACGUUUCUACUGCUAAACAAAUUCAGUGUAGCGAGGAACUAUCGUGAGCAGCUAUUCAAACAGCAGAGUUCUUGUGUUUCUAGGUUGUAGCGGUGCAAAAGCGCCUCAAGAUGGCACUUGAACGCCAGAAGGUGGCGGCAGAAAAGAAAUCUACCCACCAGCAACACCAACAAAAACAAGCAGAGGGCCUCAUGCCCAGAAUGAAGGUAAGAAUGUCAUCCUGCCUCUAG
This is a messenger RNA of Porites evermanni, 2065 nucleotides long. Lineage: Eukaryota; Metazoa; Cnidaria; Anthozoa; Scleractinia; Poritidae. The record is from the annotation of a GenBank genome assembly.